AUGGCACCGAACAAGAGUGAUAAGAGCAAAAAGAGUGAGGCCGUGGAAAAAGACCUUGGCGACAACCUUCUUGCGGAGUGGCCAAUCAUGUCACUCGCAUAUAGGCAAAAGAUGAGGAGGAGUCUUCCACAAUUGCACAACAGCCUACAUCUCUACGAGUUGGCUGAUGUGUUCGAGGACUUUGUCAGAAGCAUUCAACCUUCUGGCAGAACCAUCGCAAGAAGGAUAAGUUGA
Molecule: messenger RNA, 234 nt
Organism: Rodentolepis nana
Lineage: Eukaryota; Metazoa; Platyhelminthes; Cestoda; Cyclophyllidea; Hymenolepididae
Source: the annotation of a GenBank genome assembly